GGCGCUGAGGGUGAGGCCGGCCAACGUGGGUCUGGAACCCGAGCUCCGUCAGCCCUGCCCCGGCUGAAGCAGCCAGCGCCAGGCGCGCCCCAUCCGGCCUCGGUCUCGCACCACGUCGCCACGCCACGUCACCUGCGUGCGCCCCGGACGCACUUGUGGUCCGAGGCAGCGCCCCGGAAGUAGCCGUGGACGUCGGAGCAGGCGGGCGGGACCGGCGCGGAUGUGGCGAGGCUGCUGAACGCAGGUUCCGCGGUAUGGCGGGGACGGCGCUGAAGCGGCUGAUGGCCGAGUAUAAGCAAUUAACCCUGAAUCCUCCAGAAGGAAUUGUGGCAGGCCCCAUGAAUGAAGAGAAUUUUUUUGAAUGGGAGGCCUUGAUCAUGGGCCCUGAAGACACUUGCUUUGAGUUUGGUGUUUUUCCUGCCAUCCUGAGUUUCCCACUUGACUACCCCUUGAGUCCUCCCAAGAUGAGAUUCACCUGUGAGAUGUUCCAUCCCAACAUCUAUCCUGAUGGAAGAGUCUGCAUCUCCAUCUUGCAUGCCCCAGGCGAUGAUCCCAUGGGCUAUGAGAGCAGUGCGGAGAGGUGGAGCCCUGUGCAGAGUGUAGAGAAGAUCCUGCUUUCGGUGGUGAGCAUGCUGGCAGAGCCCAAUGACGAGAGUGGAGCCAAUGUAGAUGCUUCCAAGAUGUGGCGGGAUGACCGUGAGCAGUUCUACAAGAUUGCCAAGCAGAUCGUACAGAAGUCUCUGGGGCUCUGAGGCCACACCUGUGUGCACACCGAGCAGUCCAGCGCUGUCCUCCAGCCCACUUGGCAACAGUGCUGCCGGGCCGACACCGACACAGGCAACUGUGGAGUCACAGCAUCUCUUGUUCCUUCUUUCCACCCCGACAGGCAGCUCCCCUGAAAUCAUGACUGGAAUAACGACAGCUGCUGGGCUGCAAAGGGCUCCUCCUGCUGCGCCUCAGGGAGGGUCCAGGCUGUCCUCACUACCUCUCCCAGCCACGGGGUCCUCAGCUCUGCUCCCUCCUGCACUGCUGAGGACCUGCCUCUGUCACCCACCAGGGGCUGGGAUAACCCGUGCUGCUCCUUCUGAGGACAUGGGGCCUUGGAGAAAGCAGUGUGGGCCUGUUGCUCCUGCCUCUCAGUUCCUAGGUGUCCCAGGGGGCAUUCUGAGCUUCUUUGGACACUUUGCACUUACAAGCCUAGGCUGCCUUUGGCAUGGUGACAGAGGCUUGCUGUGUGCGUCACAGAAGUCUCCGUAGCCCCCUCCAGGGGAUGUUUUGUAAAUGGGUUCACAAGAGGGGACAUGGGUCACCAGGACUGCUGCUCUUGCUGGUGCGAACUAGAGCAGGCAGGCACCGCCAGAGCUCUAGUGUGGGUCUCGCUUGGGGGUUCUGUGUAUAUACACGUGGUGGCACCAGGCUUAGCUCUAGGAUCAAAUUGUUCUUCACUGUCAGGGUUGGAAGGGAAUCUGCCUCUAGGUGCUCAGAAGAGGGGCACAUUUGGAACUAGAUGAUCUGGGAAGUGGCUGUGGUGCAGGCCAGGGGUGGAGGGUCUCAAACAGCAGGACCACACUGAGCGACAGUGCCCGAGCAGACCCCACAAGCAAUAACAGACAGGUAGAUCCUCAGUGUCAGCGGACGCUUGGCCUUUUCUAAACAGGUUGCCUUGAAACAUGAGUUUCUACUGUUAGAGUACAGCCCAUCUGUGGGGCGUGCAGCAGAUAUCGCGGCACUCGUCCGCUUUUCCUGCCCACAUGCCAGUGGCUGGCACUGCGCAUGUGUCAUGGUGUUAGUAGUUCCAGCUCUGGGGCUCCAUUGGGUGCCUGUGGGGACCUCAUGUUUUCCUUCUCCAAGGGAGUCCCCUUCUAUUUGAAAUGCAGCAGAGGUUGGUGCUGGGAGGUGCAGGAGAAGGGAAUUGUACCAAUAUAGUAUUUGUAGGCCACUGAGGAAGCCCUCUCUGAAAAGAGGUGGCCUUGAACACACAGAGUGGCCCCAGGGCAUGUUGCCACCCUCAGGCCUCCCUGGCAAGUUGGGGAAGAAGACAGGCAGUCUCUUUGCAAAACAAAAGUAUUUUUAUUCAUUUGUAUUUAUUAAAUGAAAAAAAAAAAAGAAUCUUCUGGUGUCCCUCUUCUGUGGUGGACUUUAAUUGCUGUUAAAUAAAAGUGUAUAUCCCUUCCCCA
This is a messenger RNA of Mesocricetus auratus (golden hamster), 2177 nucleotides long. RefSeq names its product ubiquitin conjugating enzyme E2 G2 (gene Ube2g2). Gene Ontology annotation, cellular component: cytosol; endoplasmic reticulum. The record is from RefSeq and is a predicted model, not a curated record. The transcript is spliced from 6 exons. NCBI's taxonomy places the organism in Eukaryota, Metazoa, Chordata, Mammalia, Rodentia, Cricetidae. The coding region runs from base 255 to 752 and encodes 165 amino acids.